Molecule: messenger RNA, 828 nt
Organism: Caenorhabditis sp. 36 PRJEB53466
Lineage: Eukaryota; Metazoa; Nematoda; Chromadorea; Rhabditida; Rhabditidae
Source: the annotation of a GenBank genome assembly
AUGCGUUUUCUCAUUCUCUCUGCCGUCGCUAUCAUCGUCAUUGGAGCUGCAGUCGUGCCCAAAUCAGUGCAUUCGGAGCCGCACCGUUUGGACAAGAAAGAUUCCAUCGAACGGGAGAUUAGCGAGGCUCUAAAGGAAAUCGAAACGUCGCGCGACAUCCUCAAAGUGACGAUGACCAUGUGGGAUUCAUGACUUCAAGCGUUGUGUUCAUUUUCAUCGUUUCAGGAACGAGACGGACUCGAUGGAUGAGAGAUCGCCAGACGGUUUCCUUCGUGGAAUCGAAGACGUGUUCAGUGGAAUGUUCACCGCUCUUCAGAAUUCGCAUGUUCCAUUCUUUGGUGAGCAACAAGAGAGCCGUUCGGUCGGCCCGGCUGCCAAUAUGACCGCUGAUCAAGCCACUCAAGGUAGGAAAAUUACAAUCAAUCCGCAGAGAAACGGUGCUUCUUCAGACCUGCUCACCCGUACUCGCACGGAGCUCAAGGAAGACAUCGACUCUCUGCGUUCUUACCUCGACAGCGUCCGUAUGGAGUUCGACGAGUGGAUGGUAAUUGAAAAGAAGGAAGACGACAAUUGAAACGGCAUCACUUUUAGAUCUCGAACAGACACCAGGAGUUCAAGUCGAUGAUGAUCGGAGGACUGUCGGCCGUCUUCGUUCUUUUCGUCUACUACAUUCUCUGCAAAAGCUGCCGCAGACGUUCCCGCAUGAACCACCUCUCCGCUUUUGCCAACGAAGGAUUCGGAUCGCGUCACGGAGACACUGAAGGUCUGCUGCCGACGACUUCUAAGAAAGGCCACCGUUUUCCAUCGAACAGCGACGAGGAUAUCUAA